GAUUGCAAGUCGACCACGUAUUUUGAGCGAAGUAUGGGAAAAGGUGGAAAUAACAUUCAUAACUGGGAGAUCCAAAAAGCAACCAACGUGAAACUACAAUCCCAUCAUGUGUCCCGUGAAAAAAGAAGUCGAAUUAUGGGAAAAAAUGGGAAUGACAGAUUCCGUGGAUGCACGAUAUGGUUCACAGGGCUUUCAGGAGCUGGAAAAACAACAGUUUCAUUCUCCUUGGAAGAACGCCUCGUGUCUAUCGGAUUGGCAGCUUACAGCCUCGAUGGUGACAACAUGAGGCACGGAUUGAACAAAAACUUGGGAUUUUCCGAGGAAGAUAGAAAAGAGAAUAUCAGGAGGGUUGCAGAGGUAGCAAGACUAUUUGCCGACGCAGGACACAUCUGCCUAUGCAGUUUCAUCUCCCCUCAAGCCUCAGAUCGCGAGAUGGCUAGAAAAAUCCAUGAAAAUAGCGGCCUUCCUUUCUUCGAAGUCUUUGUUGAUACGCCUUUAAAUGUUUGCGAAGAGCGAGAUAUCAAGGGCCUCUACAAGAAGGCUAGGCAAGGGCUCAUCAAAGGAUUCACUGGAAUCGAUCAAGAGUACCAAAAACCAGAGCAUCCGGAAUUGGUCCUGAAAACUGUCAGUGCAUCCAUAGCGGAGUCCGUCGAAUUAGUUCUGGAGAUGCUGACAGAAAACGAAAUCAUACCAAAAUAUCUGGACAGUACCCAAGUGAAUGGAAUGUCUAAUGGAGAUGUGUUUUCCGGGAAGCAUGAUAUCACUGUUCCAGAAUUAUUUGUUCCUGAACAUAAACUGAAAGAAACGUUACUCGAAGCUGAAAAAAACCCGAAACUCGAUAUAGGAGUGGUGGAUCUGCAGUGGAUUCAAGUACUAAGUGAAGGGUGGGCAUAUCCUCUGAAAGGCUUCAUGAGAGAAAACGAAUUAUUACAGGCUUUGCAUUUCAAUACCGUAGAGAAAGACGGUGAAAGGAUCAGCCAGAGCAUUCCUAUUGUGCUAGCCAUUGGUACGAGCGAUAAAGAGAGAUUGGAAGGAUGUAACGCAAUUUCACUGUAUUAUGAUAACCAUCUGUAUGCAGUCUUGAGAAAUCCCGAAAUUUACCAUCACAGAAAAGAAGAAAGAGUAGCGAGGCAGUUUGGAACUACAGAUAAAGGUCACCCAUACAUCAAGAUGAUCUACGACUCUGGCGACUGGUUGGUAGGCGGCGACUUGGAAGUUAUGAAACCCAUAAAAUGGAACGACAAUUUAGACGAAUACCGUUUGACUCCCAACCAACUCCGAGGGAAAUUCAAGGAAAUGAAGGCGGACGCUGUUUUUGCUUUCCAACUUCGCAAUCCCAUCCACAAUGGGCAUGCACUCCUGAUGACUGAUACAAAUAGGCAGCUCCGCCAAAGGGGGUACAAGAAGCCGGUGCUGCUCUUGAAUCCUUUAGGUGGUUGGACGAAAGACGACGACGUUCCGCUAGAAAUACGCAUGAGACAGCACCAGGCAGUGCUUGAACAGGGCAUUUUGGAUAAAGACAGUACCGUGUUGGCGAUCUUUCCCAGUCCUAUGAUGUACGCGGGUCCAACAGAGGUUCAAUGGCAUGCAAAAGCAAGGAUGGUAGCAGGUGCCAACCACUACAUAGUAGGAAGAGAUCCAGCAGGGGUGCCACAUCCACAAGGAAAACACGCUUCAAUAGAUGGAAACUUAUAUGAAGCAACGCAUGGGGGACGCGUUCUUAAAAUGGCUCCCGGAUUAACUUCUCUCGAAAUCAUUCCAUUUAGAGUGGCAGCAUAUGACAUGACAAACAAAAAAAUGGAUUUCUUCAAACCACAAAGGAAGGACGAAUUCGAUUUUAUCUCAGGAACCAAAAUGCGAAAAUUUGCAAGAACAGGAGAAGAUCCACCAGAAGGUUUCAUGGCCCCGAAAGCAUGGCAAAUCAUAUCGGAUUACUACCAAUCUCUAGACAUCAAAUCGUAAUUUUAACUCUAACUUUAAAUAGAUUCAUGACGUAUUUAGUAAUGCAAAAAGCAAAAAUUAUAAUACUUUUAACCACUCACCAGAAGUACUGCUCUGAAAAAUGGUUAUAAUAAUAGGGGAGCCCAAGCGGGGAUUUCGGGAUUUACUAAAGCGCGGCAGAUUAAUACACAGGGAGAUACCUUG
Leptinotarsa decemlineata (Colorado potato beetle) is the source of this 2145-nucleotide messenger RNA. RefSeq names its product bifunctional 3'-phosphoadenosine 5'-phosphosulfate synthase 2. The record is from RefSeq and is a predicted model, not a curated record. NCBI's taxonomy places the organism in Eukaryota, Metazoa, Arthropoda, Insecta, Coleoptera, Chrysomelidae. Gene Ontology annotation, molecular function: adenylylsulfate kinase activity; sulfate adenylyltransferase (ATP) activity; ATP binding. Gene Ontology annotation, biological process: 3'-phosphoadenosine 5'-phosphosulfate biosynthetic process; sulfate assimilation.